UGGGGUAGGGGCGGGAGGGGACAGGGUGGGCACCGGCCAUGUCGGAGGUGACCCGGAGUCUGCUGCAGCGCUGGGGCGCCAGUUUUAGGAGAGGCGCCGACUUUGACUCUUGGGGCCAGCUGGUGGAGGCGAUAGACGAGUAUCAGAUAUUAGCAAGACAUCUACAAAAAGAGGCCCAAGCUCAACACAAUAAUUCCGAAUUCACAGAAGAACAGAAGAAAACCAUAGGCAAAAUUGCAACAUGCUUGGAAUUACGAAGUGCAGCUUUACAGUCCACACAGUCUCAAGAAGAAUUUAAACUGGAGGACCUGAAGAAGCUAGAACCAAUCCUAAAGAAUAUUCUUACGUAUAUUAAGGAAUUCCCAUUAGCACCUGGUGAAGAGGAGAAUUUGGAAUUCGAAGAGGGUGAUGCCAGAGCAGGGUCUCCUGAUUCCUUUCCUGCUAGAGUUCCCGGCACUUUACUACCCAGGCUGCCGUCAGAGCCAGGACUGACAUCACUCACCAUCCGAAUUGAGAAAAUCGGUCUGAAGGAUGCGGGACAGUGCAUAGAUCCCUACAUCACAGUUAGCGUAAAGGAUCUGAAUGGCAUAGAUUUAACUCCUGUGCAAGAUACUCCUGUGGCUUCAAGAAAAGAAGAUACAUAUGUUCAUUUUAAUGUGGACAUUGAGCUCCAGAAGCAUGUUGAAAAAUUAACCAAAGGUGCAGCUAUCUUCUUUGAAUUCAAACACUACAAGCCGAAAAAAAGGUUCACCAGCACCAAGUGCUUUGCUUUCAUGGAGAUGGAUGAAAUUAAAGCCGGGCCAAUUGUAAUAGAGCUAUACAAGAAACCCACUGACUUUAAAAGAAAGAAAUUGCAGUUACUGACCAAGAAACCACUUUAUCUUCAUCUACAUCAGACUUUGCACAAGGAAUGAUCCCGACAUGAGUCACCGGGAACGUCUGUGAAU
This is a messenger RNA of Neogale vison (American mink), 947 nucleotides long. RefSeq names its product axin interactor, dorsalization-associated protein-like. Gene Ontology annotation, biological process: determination of ventral identity. NCBI's taxonomy places the organism in Eukaryota, Metazoa, Chordata, Mammalia, Carnivora, Mustelidae. The record is from RefSeq and is a predicted model, not a curated record. Gene Ontology annotation, cellular component: membrane. Gene Ontology annotation, molecular function: phosphatidylinositol binding.